Solea senegalensis (Senegalese sole) is the source of this 7256-nucleotide messenger RNA. RefSeq names its product metal-regulatory transcription factor 1 (gene mtf1). Gene Ontology annotation, molecular function: RNA polymerase II cis-regulatory region sequence-specific DNA binding; DNA-binding transcription activator activity, RNA polymerase II-specific. Gene Ontology annotation, cellular component: nucleus. NCBI's taxonomy places the organism in Eukaryota, Metazoa, Chordata, Actinopteri, Pleuronectiformes, Soleidae. The coding region runs from base 396 to 2816 and encodes 806 amino acids. The transcript has 11 exons. Gene Ontology annotation, biological process: positive regulation of transcription by RNA polymerase II; central nervous system development. The record is from RefSeq and is a predicted model, not a curated record.
CGUUCACUUGCACUUUUUAUGUAGGAUUUUUUAUAAAUGCUUCGACUUGCCUGCCUGUAAUGAAUUAACAUGAAAUUAGUAUGUUUUCUCAAUUUUUGUCAGGAAGACCAUACAAUAACCACUUGAAUACGUCCCUCACACGAAAUGUCGCAUUGUUAUAAGUAGAAAAUUAUAAUGAUUUCACGGUUUAAUUCAGCCUAGUUUAUAUUUAAUUUCCCAUAAUACAUCACGAUCUGAUGGGAGUCCGUGACGUUGUGUAACAGGGAGGGGAUUGGAAGAGUGUGUUAAACAUCCAAACACAUGAACAAGAAGACUUGUAUAUCAUCACAGGCUGUAACGUAAACAGUUGUGAGUGUGCAGUUCUCCUUGCAAAGGAAGGAGAGGCACCAGGGACCAUGAGUGAGAAUGGCCCUCGUAAGGAGGCGUCCAUGUACUUUGAAGUGGAGGUAGAUCCUCUGGAGCGGGAUGAUGAGGAAGAAGACAAGCUCCAAUUUGUCAAAGAUAAUGACCUGAUAGCCGAGCCCUCGUCGUCUUCCGGUCGAGUGUACGACCGAACUACAGUGCUCAUUGAGCGGGACCCCAUCCGGCUGGAUGAGGAGGGUGAAGAGGAGCAUCACUGUGGAGGGGAUGACGACGGAGUCACCUUCUUGACUGAGGGGGAGGGAGAUGGAGAUGAAGAGGAUGGCUCGCUGGCCUUUAUUACUGACUCUGAUGGCAUGUCACAGGGUUAUGUGCACCACACUAUUUCUGCAGACCAGAUCCAGUUCACAAUUAAUCCAGGCUCUACCCCCAUGCCACGUAACAUUGAGGGGGCCACGCUCACCCUGCACUCCGAGUGCCCAGAGACCAAGCUGAGAGAGGUGAAACGCUACCAGUGCACGUUUGAGGGCUGCAAAAGGACAUACAGUACAGCGGGUAACCUUCGCACACACCAGAAGACUCACCGGGGCGAGUACACAUUUGUGUGUAAUCAACAGGGCUGUGGAAAGGCCUUCCUCACAUCUUACAGCCUCAAGAUUCAUGUCCGAGUUCACACCAAGGAGAAGCCGUUUGAAUGUGACGUGCAAGGCUGCGAGAAAGCCUUCAACACACUAUACAGACUGAAAGCACACCAGAGACUUCACACAGGCAAGACAUUCAACUGUGAAUCUGAGGGAUGCACAAAGUACUUUACCACACUCAGCGACCUGAGGAAGCACAUUCGCACACACACUGGGGAGAAACCAUUCCGGUGUGACCACGACGGCUGUGGCAAAGCUUUUGCCGCAAGUCAUCAUCUAAAAACACAUGUACGGACUCACACAGGAGAGAAGCCUUUUAACUGUCCAAGUGAUGGCUGUGAGAAGACUUUCAGCAGCCAGUACAGUCUGAAGAGUCACAUACGGGGCCACGACAAAGGACAGCCCUUCACCGUCACCCUCUCUGAAGAUGCAAAUCACUCGCUGUGCCUCAGUGACUUGAGCCUCAUCUCUACAGACUCAGAGCUACGAGAGAGCAUACAAAAUGCUCAGAAUCUAGACCUCAGCAAUGUGACUGCUGUGAAAAUCUUUGAGCUCAUGUUCCAGAGUCCGGAAAAUAGUGUCAGUCAAGAUGAUGCCCAUCACCAUGAGAGCCUUGCUGAACCUUACAGCCUGGAAACCUCUGUCCAACAUGGACUGACCGAUGGUUCAUCUCUCAUCUCUUUCUCUAUCAAUCCUACCUCUUCAUCCUCCUGCUCCCACACAACUGCUGGCUUGGAGGCUUCUUCCCAGCCGAGUGUGAACUCAUCCUGUCAGGCCUCCACCUGUGCAGCUGUCACUGCUACUGUCAGCUCUGCUCAGCCUUUCAUCCAACUCACUGGGCCUCAGCAGGUCCCAGAUGUGCCUGUUCAAACUUCUGUCCAGGCAUCAAACCAAGCCCCCUCCCAACACUAUAUGGCACUUCAACCCACAUUCCUGCAGCCAGAGGGCGUCACACAGACCACUCCUGUACCACCACCGCCACCACCAGCACCGUCCAUCUCUGCUCCUGCUCCUGUGGCUCCAGCACUGACCUCCAAAGCACCAGGUACCGCUACAACAGAUGCUCUAGCAGCUGUGGCUCAACCUGUGCCUUUGGCCAGUAACCCUGUCCCCAACACUGGUCCUGGUCUGGCUCCCACCCCAGCCACCAUCACCAUAGCACCCAACCAGAACCUCCUGCAGCCCAGCUUAGUCAUGUCUGACCAGAACCUCCAGUGGAUCCUGAGCAGUGCUGCCAGCAGCCAGCAGAACCCAGAACAAACGUCACAUCAAGGUGCCCCAAAAGUGGAAAAGGUUUUCUUCACCACAGCCAUACCAGUGGGAGGAAGUACAGGUAACUCGGUCCAGCAGAUCGGCCUCAGUCUGCCCGUCAUCAUCAUCAAACAGGAGGAAUCCUGCCAGUGCCAUUGUGCCUGCAGGGACUCUGCGAAGGACAAGAGUUCAAAGAUUUCCUCUUCCGUCAUUUCAGCCCCAGCACAGCAGCAAGCACCAGAACCUCCUCCUCCGCCGUUACCUCAGCCCCCAGAGCCUCCCCUCCAUCCACCCCCAUCGUCUCCCUCCUGCUGUCUCCCCGAGUCUUCUUCCAAGGCGGGUGAGGUGAACCUGAACGCAGCCUCCUCUUCCUCAUCCUCAGCUCAGACUUUCUCUAAGAUGGUGAGCAGCACUGCCUCGACCAACCCUCCCUCAUCUGAAGGGUUAGCCAGUAUGGACGUCUCGGACUUCCUCUCCCUGCAGAGCCCCGAGACGGCUGCCAACAUCGAGGCUCUGCUGCUGGUCACAGAUGAAUUCAACAUGGCCACUGAUGGCAAUUCUUAGAAGAGCUGCCUUCUGAGUCUUGCACCAUGUGUUUGUCUGUUGCGCCCAUUUAUUUGCAGUCAACAAUCCCUCGCAUUUCAAGUCCUCAGUGUCCUCCUCCUCCUCCUCCUCUCUCUACCGAUAUAAUGUGCUAGUGCUCCUGAAUCCCCUCCCCCCUCUUUACCUGCAGUGCAUUCUGUUCUGAAAGGCAACAUACAUACAUAUAUAUACACAUAUAUACAAAGUAAUUAUUGUCUCUGUUGAGAUUCAUUGUAUUAGCUGCAUUUUUAGAAAGAGGUUUGCAUAAUGAGAUUUAGCAGUUAAUGCUAAUUAAUGCAGGGAAAAGACGGCAGAUCCUUUUGUUGAACAUAAUCAGACCCUGUUCUCUACGCACUGAUAACUGAGAGUUCCACUUUCCUGGCUUGACGUUCACGCACCUGAGCAGGAAAACAAAUGUUUCUGUAUAUCCUUGUACUGUACUACAGACCCUAACAAAUGCUAACGGCUGGUAUGCAACUGAUCAGAAUGCACUGUUUAUUGGAAUUACUUUGAAAUUCAUGAAGCAAUGCUCCCUGCAGGAAGGGGUUGGCCACAUUGCCCCUUGUAUGGCUGUCAAAUCAGAUGAAGUGAUUUCCUCAGUGUUUUUGUUUGUUUGUUUGUUUGUUUGUUUCUAGGAUGACUAAGCAUAGUCCAGAAAAUGUGAUGAUUCUUUUCUACUUCUUUGACAGUUCUUUACUAAUUGAGGGAAGAUCAGUUCUUUAAAAGUGAAAACAAAUCAGUAAGUUGCCUAUAACUUAAUCUAAUUUAAAAUUGUACAUGUUAAUUUAUUUAAAUGCUUGAUUCUAUAAUUUUAGUCGUAAUGCAUACUAUUCGAGGUAGCAGGAACAUCUAUGAUUAAUUUAUUUUCAAUCACUUUUUUUUUUUACUUUAAGUUGUUUUUGUUACUGUUACCUGUUAAGAACGUACUGAGUUUUUCUAAAGGCAAGUAAUACAAUAAUAGAGACACCUACAGUGGUCUACAGAGUAAAGUAAAUUAUCCUCUAGGAUCUGCUUGUUUGCAAAAAACAAAAUGUCCACAAAGAAACAGUAAGGAACUACUGUCAACAUCCCAUGUUCUUUAGGGCUGCGACCCUCUCAGGGAUGCAUCAAGUCAUAACUGAUCCUUGUUCCCUUCAUUCGUUACUCAGACGUGUUUUCCUCGACGGAUGCCCCACACUUGCAGUAGCCCUACGUUUUGCUGCACUCUUGCCUGUUUAUUGCACACUAACUUGUAAAGUGAGUCAUCGGACAGCUUGUUAGCUGAGGUGCGGCACCACUACACUUUUUUGUUUUUGUAUACAACUGCUGUAAAAGUAGCAUUUAAAAGAUGGUGUCCUGGCGACAGUGUAUAUACAGUACAUUUUAGUGUCAACAUCUUGAAGUAACUUGUAGAUUAUUCUAGAAUUUGUAUUUUUGUAUAGACUUUUGAAUUACUAACUCUCAGAGUUCGGAGCUAAUGUAUAACCCCUCCCCCCGUAUCCUCGCUUCCUUCCCCGAGUCAAAUCCAUGCAGAGGGUUUUCACUGUAGUUCUAGAAGCAGCUGUUUCCUGUACAGACCAUAUUCUAACAAAAUAUAUGUAACACAGCAGCCCCCCAGCUCAGAGUAUAAUUUAACAGUAUUGUUUCACACGGGACAUAAUGCAAUGAUGAUGACAGAGUGAAGUGCUACUCGGCCUUACAUUUCACUGUCCUGUGAGCCUUGUUGCCUUGACAGACUUGCCAUUGUCAUGACAACGCGCUCACCUUCACCAAGACUUAAAGUUUGUGUGUUGUUUUCCAGCUGUAAUGUUGUUCAUAUGCAGCGUUUGUUCAAACAAACUCUACACAUAGUUGAUGUGAUUCUACGUUUUAGUUCCAUGGUGCUUGGAUCAAAAGUGAUGUGUUUGAUAGCUUAUAGCUUUUUUUUUUUUUUCUCUCCCCCCACUUUAUAAUUGUGUUUAUACUUUGCUUCCCUGUGAUUCACAGGCAUUUAAGGUGAUUUUCUGCAUGUUUUCUGCAACCACAAGUCAGCAGAGGUCAGCUCUGGUCUGUGAGAAGUAAAUGCCUUCACCCACCAAUGUGUGGUACAUUGAAAAGGACAUUGAAAUGGCUUAGUGGGAUCCAGGUAUACAUGUAUGGAAAAACGAGUCGGAUGCACACCCUCAUUUUAGUGUGAAUGGAACCACAGGCGUGAAUAUACGAGCAGAAUGCAGGCACAGUGCUCUGUGGACACAAAGUAUGGAGAAAACCUUAGAUAUUCAAAUAAAGCCACAGUAGGCAGGAUCAUUAGAGAAAUAUUUGAUAUCAGUUUCAUCUGCGUAAUCCCGGAGAACCGAGAGAGUAAUCUACAUUGACACUUGAGCCAAACGAUCCACUGCAAAGAGUUGUCAUUAUUUAUUUGUUUGCUUUAAAAUACUCACAUUUUGAGACGGCAGCUCUGGGUCCUGAGCUCCUCAUCAGAUGAUUGCAGACAGAAGCAUUUGUUUCAUAUGUGACAAAUGACUGUUUAUUGUCCAAAGGUUUAGACUCCUUCCUUCUUUUUUUUUUUACCUUUUUCCAUUUCUUGGCAACAUAGGAUGUUGUUUGUGGUACUGGAGUGUCACAGUUUUGCCACCGCAGGUACCCGUAAGCAGAGCACCUGCUCUCUCUUUGUCUGAACUGCUCUGUGAGUGGCCCUUACAUUAUGCUACAAAUGUGUUAGUGAGGCGUUAAACAAGUCUCUUUCAAAUCAUUUGAUUUAUAUUAUGCAGAAAUAAUCUGGAAUUGUUGACCACCAAUACCAAUCAUGCCUACUGUUGCUUUCCAGUCAUAUUUUGUGCUCGGACUCAUUCCAAAUAUUCAGUAUUUGAUCAGUGUGUUCAAAUCUGAAGUCUGUUGCACUGGAUUGUGAAAUGUUAUAAAUGACUUGUUUCCCUGUAAAAGGCACUCAAAGUAAAUUACUGCCACCUCCAUAACAUUAAUGCAUUCUCAUACAUGCAUACUAUCAUGAAACAACUAUGCAACUUUAAGUGGCUUUUGGCAUUCUUGACUCCAUGAAGAUGUUCAUGUUCCUCCCUCGUGACGUGUUCUGCUAUUACUUUUUACACAGAACUCCAGUCUAACAACCGUAUCAAUGCGUACACAAUAAGCAUGCUUCUUAAACUCCACUAUAUUGCAGUUAGUAUCUCCGAUAUGAAGUGGUGAGUCUGGACUUUGUGUGUAGUAUGUCCAUGAAUGUUGCACCACUGCUUUUUUUUUUUUAUUCUUUUCUUCUCUCCUCUCUCCACACAAUGUUUUUGCCUCUGAGGAUAUCUGGUUUAAGAAACUGACUGGAUUUAUUUGAAGGAGUACAUGGUAGAUGAAUGAUUCUGUUUUAAGAAUUGUUUGGGUUUUUUUUGGGGUCAAAUGUUAAGCAGCUUUUCCUUGUUAUUUUUACACUGUGUGAGUACAUGUUUAAUUUGAACUCACUGUUUUGUGUGAUCAUUUCAGCGUUUUGCAUAUUUAGAGUUUGACAUUUGAAUAAGUUGUUGGUUCUUCGUUACCGAUCAGACUUAACAGCUUAUUAUUACCUUGUUAAAGUGAUAGUUCAGUGUGAUUGUAUGAGGUGCUGAGUCAAGGAAAAAAGAUUUGUGCCACUUAAAACAUGCCUGCUUAAGUCUACGAUAUCUCAAAAACAUGUUGCCCACUCUUCCAAACCAAAGUCCAUAGAGCAAAUUCAUGUUUUUAGCUCACGGGGACCCAGGAGCUGCUGCUCUACUGCUGCCUCGUUUGGCAAAAUUAAGUCACUUCUAGGAUUUCAGACUCCAAAGUGGAAAAAUAACAUUAAUACAGGCAGCACUGGAUUAAAAACUUCAUAUUUGCUGUGAUCCAAAAUUGACGAUUUUCUCUAUGGACUUUGGUGUAGGUGAGAUAAUGGGUUUCAAAGCAAUGCAAACCUUUGUUUUCCUGCAGUGAACAUUAAGAUAUAGACUUACAGAUUUAUAAAGUAAGCUUAUUUGCAAAGUGAAUACCCAUGCUUGCUGGCAGCCAUGUUUUAAAUGUCCAAAUCUGGUUCUAGAUGCGAUUGGUACAGUUAUUUCUGACUGUCAGAACCUCAUACAACACUCAUGAGAAAACUAUCCUUUUAAUGACGGCGAGUCACGGAUGGAGACAUUAGUUUGGAAGCAGAUUGUGUGUUCAAAGGAAAAGCCAGAAAGUGUGUUUGGUUGGUUUCAUUUUGUUAACAGAUCCAGAAUUUCUACCAUCUGCAACAUUCUUCCCAGAGUGAGUAAUAUUUAAAUACACAGGGAGAGGACUCUCUAUGCUUCCAAAGGAAUGUCAUGACACCCAAAGAGUGAUCAAUUGGUAAGGAUUUGUAUUUUUGUUUAAUGUGAAAGUGUUUGCUUAUGCUUGUUUCAUAUAAAUUAAUAACUUUCUGAAAUGAGAGCAAUAUAAUACAAAUAAAAUCUUAUCCUUGUCACUGUA